AUGGAAAAUGAAAGGUUUUACAUUAAAUAUCUGGACUACCAGCCAGUGGAAAUCGAAACCCACUUCAAUGGAGAACUAGAGAGAAGAAGGCCACUGACUGACGUUGCUGACCUGGUUGCAGCCAUCGUUGUUGAACCAACUAGAAGACUUGCUGGUAUCCCAGAGGACUAUGGGCCACUCACUCUCCACUCUGCUGUUGAUGAACCUGCUAUUCCUGGGAAUACUCUCCUGACCUCCAUUCAGCAACCUACUGGUUCCUACGACCAUCCACUGAUUAUUCGCUCUCUAAGCGAUACUAUCACUAUGGACGAGCAUAUGGUUUGUUCUCUUCCUGAACCGGUGUAUGACAAUCCUGUAUCAAGACCCAACACCUCUGGCAGAAUUUGGAAGAAGCCGACACAUGUUUUCCUGUGGUCUGAUUUUAAGCAAAGCGUUGUUGAUUGGAUUGGUGCUAAUCAUCAUCAGCAUUCUCAAAGAGUACAAAAACCUGUGUUUGUUCCCAGAGUUAUCACCGAAGAAGUUCAAAGUCUUCAACCCUUUAUCAAGCUCAAUUUGCUCAAUAUCUCUGCCAAGUGUUUCAUUCCUCCUUCUGAAUUCAAGGCACGACGUCAAAUCACAAGCUGCGUAGGGGAACCAGAUCAUUUAAUGACUAGAAAUGGAGAGAUUGUCGCUAUUGUUGAAGAAAAGGGCAAUUGGGCUUUGUCUAUCAGUGAUAUCGUCAACUCAUACGACACAGAAAGGACACGUGCGUCUGCUCUUGACCAACUCUACCACUAUAUGCGAUUGAACCACAGACAAUAUGGGAUUCUGUCGUCAUACGAAAACACCUGGUUUGUUUAUCGAAAUCAAGGAUGUGCCGUUUGUGAAGAACCUCAAGUUCAUGAAACUUUGUAUGUUUCCGAGGGAAUCUCCUUUCUUGUUCAUUAA
Messenger RNA from Batrachochytrium dendrobatidis JAM81, 927 nucleotides. RefSeq lists its product as uncharacterized. The transcript has a single exon. The record is from RefSeq and is a predicted model, not a curated record. Lineage: Eukaryota; Fungi; Chytridiomycota; Chytridiomycetes; Rhizophydiales. Bases 1 to 927 code for a protein of 308 amino acids.